AUGACCAACUUCAACAUCCAGAUCAUCUCUGACACGGUGUGUCCGUGGUGCUACGUCGGCUACCGCCGCCUCAGCCGGGCCAUUGCCCAGCACAAAACCUCCCACCCAAGCGACACCUUCACCCUCAGCUGGCACGCCUUCUACCUGCACCCGGAGGGGCCGGGCUACCCGGGCCUCGACAAGCGGGAGUCCUUCCGCAAGAAGUUCGGCCAGCAGCGGGCCAGUGCCAUCAUCGAGCGGCUGACCGCGGUCGGCAAGACCGAGGACAUCGACUUCAGUUUCGGCGGCCGCACCGGCAACACCCGCGACUCGCAUCGCCUGCUGUGGUGGGCCGGCCAGAAGGAGAAGGCCGAAGCUAGCAGCAGCACCGCCGUCGCCGACAAAGGCUUGGUCGGCGGAUUGCAGACCCGCGUCGUUGAGAAGCUGUUCCGCGCCUACUUCGAGGAUGAGAAGAACAUCACCGAUCCCGCCGUAUUGACCGAGGCCGCCGUCGGAGCGGGCUUGGACAAGACCGCCGUCGAGAAGUUCCUCGCCUCCGAGGACGGCGGCAAGGAGGUCGACGUCGAGGCCUAUGUUGCCCAGCGCCAGUUGGUCACCGGGGUCCCCUACUUCAUGAUCAAUGGCGAGUAUGCGGUGCCCGGGGCGGAUGAGCCCGAGACUUUCUUGGAGGUAUUCGACAAGGUGAAGAGUGGUUGA
Aspergillus aculeatus ATCC 16872 is the source of this 696-nucleotide messenger RNA. Its product is annotated as DsbA family oxidoreductase. Gene Ontology annotation, molecular function: oxidoreductase activity. Bases 1 to 696 code for a protein of 231 amino acids. The transcript is spliced from 2 exons. Lineage: Eukaryota; Fungi; Ascomycota; Eurotiomycetes; Eurotiales; Aspergillaceae. The record is from RefSeq and is a predicted model, not a curated record.